This is a messenger RNA of Phoenix dactylifera (date palm), 2747 nucleotides long. The record is from RefSeq and is a predicted model, not a curated record. NCBI's taxonomy places the organism in Eukaryota, Viridiplantae, Streptophyta, Magnoliopsida, Arecales, Arecaceae.
CCUUGGAAACCAAAGCAUUCAUCGAAUUUCGACGCUUGUGCGCGCAAUUUAGCGUCGAAAAUCCCUCAGCCCUUUCGGUUCCGGAGCUGCGACGAAUCGCCCGAGAAUCCAUCGCCUUCUUCCCACAUUCUUCCAGUUGGGACUUCGGGUUCCUCGCGUCUCCCCCAAUCCCUCCACCUCCUCGAUCGAGCGAGGCUUCUAGGUCUUCGAGUCGAUUAACCGAUCCGACGCCGUCCCGCCGGAGCUAAUCUAUCCGCAUUCCAACGCCGCCAUGGUGUGUUUUUCCUAUCUCUUCUCCCUUUCGGGAUUUGGUUUCGUUUCCUCACGUCAACUUCAAGCUCAGGCUUAUAGGGAUUUUGGAGACCUCAUGCGGAUCCCGCUUGUGGGCAUGAUCUUUGGAGUUAUGGACUGGAAUCGGUUAUAGUUUUCGAUAGAAGUAUGAUCCUGCAAGUAUUUUGGUUGGAGGGAGGAUGGCCGUAGGUUCAGACCUUGGUGGAGAUUGCACAAAAAAUAAUGCUAGGUUUUCCUCUCGUCCAUUCGCUACAAAGCUUCUCGCCAACUUGAUCAUUAUGGGUUCUGGGAUAGUGGGAAGAGCUGUUUUACAAGCAUAUCGCAAGGCACUAGAAAAUGCAAAUAAAACUGGUGUUGCACAUGAAACUGUACAAAAUAUUCGCAGAGCUGGUAAAGCCAUGACUGAACAGGAAGCUAGGCAGAUAUUAGGAAUCAGCGAGCAGUCAACCUGGGAAGAGAUUCUGCAGAAGUAUGAUAUCUUGUUUGAGAGGAAUGCCAAACAUGGAAGCUUUUACCUGCAGUCAAAGGUUCACCGGGCCAAAGAAUGUUUAGAAUCUGUAUACCAAUGGAAGGGCGAUGGAAAACAUUGAAGACUGCUAACUUCCCCUCGCCUGGAUGCCGAAGUUUCUGCACUUGUGCAAUCUUAUACUCGAUAUGUCUACUGAGUUAUGAAGGUGUCGGCAGAUGUGUUUUUGAUUUGGAUGUCAUUUUUCACUAGGAAUGCAAUUUAUUACUUUUUUUAAUCUUUACUCCUUUAUAUAUAUAUAUAUUAUCAUCUUAGGUCCUAUAUAUAGAAACUUCAGACUUUUAGGGACUUUUUCCCCUAUACUGAAAGCUUGCAUUAAUGAUAUCCGAAUUGCAAAUUUCUCAGCACUUCACACUCCUCUUUUUAGAGGUAGACACCUUAAUGAGGCUUAUCUGCUUAUUUGUAGCGUUUGAAUGGCUUGCGUCUUCUAAUAUCGAGUCACUGAAAAACUUCUCCAGCUGCAUUCGAUUUUGCAACAUGGGGGUAUUCAUCUUUUGCUGACUUCUGUACAAAGAAAUUUCGCAUGCUAUGUGAGAGCCUUGUAGAUCUUUGCUUAUCUUCUCGUUGUCCAAAAUUGAAUUUUUUCUGCUACAGCACGACUAGGAAUAAUAUUCCAUAGAGCAGAUGAGUUUGAUGCAAGGUCCCAUGAUGAUUCAUCUUAGCUGUUCCUUGACAUGAGUAUGGACUCCAAUCUGCACCUUCAGAUGGGCAUCAUGUUUUAGCGGUUUCCAAUCCAUUCAACUUUAUAUGGAGCAGUAUUACCUAACUCAUCUUCUCAUGUUAUACUUAACCUUCUUGUCAGAUGUUAUAUCUAAUGCAGUUGAAUCUUGGGACAGUACAAUGGUUUGGAACUCUCAAAGGAAGGCCUCAUGGAAGCUUAAGUUCCUUGGCAAUGCAGUCGAGCAUGGAUCGCCGAGCCGAAAACUUCCCUAACAGGGAAUGUUUCCAUUGGCUGUGUGCCCUCUCAAUUUCCUUGUCUGAGAAAAUCACAGCCUCUGAAUUUCUCUUGCAGGAGAGCUAUUUCCUCAUUGCUCUCUUUUUCCUCUCUAUAGCACCUCCUGCUUUGGAUAAUGUUAGUCUCAGGAAGGGGAUUGCUGCCGGCUGCCAGCCUGCCACACUGCCUCAGUUGGGGUUAGCAACCUCUGAAGAAGGCUCUCACCGGUGAUGGAGAUCGAAGUAGAUUCAUAGACCACCAAUUGAUUCCACCUCCAUUCUCAACCAUUGAAGAACUUGAACAUAUCAUUUCUUAGAAGAGAAUCAAACACACAGAAAAAUAUGAAAAAAAUAUGAGCCUUCCUACAAGCAUCUUAGAUGCCUAGGCCGAUUGUGGGCAACUUGGCUUCCAGAGAGAUGGCAUUUGAUGUUCAAGCUAAUGACAUUCACAUCAUUUGCUUCAAAUCACUCCAUUGAUCCUCUUGACCUAGAAAACAAUGCACUAACAACGCACCAUGGAUCAAGAGAGACAAGUGCAGUGGUAAUUUACUAACUGGUAACGGUGUUGACGGGGUUGUGGAGUCUGAUCUCGGCACACACAGGUAUACAAGCAUGCAUAUGCAUGCACACGCUUACAUACACAUGCACAAAUAUCACAAACACAUGCAUACGCAUGCACGUGCUAGAAGAUGCACACGCUCAAUUUUCUUAAAUCACUAUUCUAUAGGAUUUUGCCUCUCUUUCACAUCUAUAUGUGGCUUUGGAAUCACAGUUUCUGAUUGUUCUCAAGCCUACUUGCUGGGUGGGUCUGGACACAACUUCGUAUGGUGUUACCUUUUUCUAUGUUUGUUGUAAUAUUGCUUACUUUUUCAGGAUACAUGUCUUCUUCUUUGUUCUUCCUCGGCUGUGAUGUAAUAUAUAUACCUUGUCAUACUGACUACUUGUAAUGUAGCUUUCAGCCUUCUACCGAAAAAAAUCAAAGACAUGUUCUUACUUA